AUGCCGCCCGUCAACGGCAAAUGCCUGCCAUCAGACUGCCCAUCGACAUUCCCUUUGCAUGUGGCAGCUUCUCAGGAGUGCUCCCUCCUGCGGGUGCGGCUGGGAAGCUGGCCGAGAGAUUCAGGGAGGCGACGGCGUGGGCGGACGGCCAUGGGCCUGGGCGACGUGCUCGGCGGGGCUGGGGACCUGGCGCAAAUGGUCCCUUUGUCUGGCGUGGACCUCUCGGCAGUUUCCGAGUUCGCAAACACGGCAAUGGAGCUGCUGCCUGAGCCUUUGCGGCCCCUUGUGUCCGUUCUGGUUGAUGACGUCAUGGGCGUCGUCAGCCUCCGACCAACCUCCGUGCAGAUUGGGCGCCUUGGGUUAAUAUACUACCUCUUGUUCACCACACCUGGUCCUCUUAGCGGCAUCAUAGAUUACUACAUACUUGGGCCGUUGGGGAAAUUGCUGCAGAAAAGAUGGAAAUCUGAAGAUUUCAUUGUUCGAGACAGGCUUGGUGGAGGAAAUUACGGCACAACGUUUGAAGCCAUUAUGACAAAGAAAUCUGGGGAAUCAGUUGGAGCAGAGUUGACACCUGAACAGAAGAAACGGAGAGUCGUCCUGAAGAAGGUCAACAUGGAUUCUAAUGAAAUUAGGGGCAAUUUUCUUGGUGGUGGAACAAUGGCAAGAGGUGCAGGUGAAACUGGGCAGGCCGAAGCAUACAUGUACGCUAAGAUUGGAAGAAAUUUAUUGGUGAAGCCAUGGUGUGCAAAUUACAAAGGUGUAUUUUUUGCAGAACAGUCAGAUGGUGGGUUUAUUGCAGGAUCGCAGUGGUUGGUUUGGGACUUCGAGAGUGAUGCCACCCUAUCAGAUGUCGUUGAGGGGCCACUUCAGAACUUCCCAGCUUGUGUUCAGGAGUUUGUUCUCAGAAAUGGUGCAAACAUGCCACAGCAGGAAAGGGAUUCAAAGGUCAUCAAGAGGAUCAUGAAGAGAAUCUUGACUGGUUUGAAGCAGCUCCAUUCUAUGGGCUUGGUGCAUCGUGACAUCAAGCCUGCGAAUCUCCUUGUUACAGCAUCAGGGGAGAUCAAAAUGAUCGACUUUGGUGCUGCAGUGGAUAUGUGCACGGGUGUGAACUUUAACCCACAGGUCGGCAUGAUGGAUCCAAGAUACUCGCCACCUGAGGAGGUCGUUCUCCCAAGAAGCUUCCCCAGUGUGCAGCCUCCGUUGCUGGCGGCACUUUUAUCUCCGCUUGUGUGGUGGAUUGGUCGCCCAGAUCUCUUUGACACUUACAGUGCUGGGAUGAUUCUUGUACAAAUGGCCAUUCCUGAACUGCGACCAAUGCGCACCCAGAGGCUUUUUGUUCAGGAGCUUGAGGAGUACUUUGAUGACCUGAGGAAAUGGAGAGCGGAGUCUCCAAGAGGCAAGACCGCAGAUUUUUCUCUAUUGGACAUGAACAAUGGCGCAGGGUGGGAUCUUGCCUGCAAAUUGGUUCGCAGGCGGAAUGGGUUCAUGCGGUAA
This is a messenger RNA of Ostreobium quekettii, 1494 nucleotides long. NCBI's taxonomy places the organism in Eukaryota, Viridiplantae, Chlorophyta, Ulvophyceae, Bryopsidales, Ostreobiaceae. The record is from the annotation of a GenBank genome assembly.